Molecule: messenger RNA, 1941 nt
Organism: Mesocricetus auratus (golden hamster)
Lineage: Eukaryota; Metazoa; Chordata; Mammalia; Rodentia; Cricetidae
Gene: Osr1
Product: odd-skipped related transcription factor 1
Exons: 3
Coding region: 324-1124 (266 amino acids)
Biological process (GO): urogenital system development; regulation of transcription by RNA polymerase II; embryo development
Cellular component (GO): nucleus
Molecular function (GO): DNA-binding transcription factor activity, RNA polymerase II-specific; RNA polymerase II transcription regulatory region sequence-specific DNA binding
Source: RefSeq, a predicted model, not a curated record
UCGGUGCUAAGGGAUGAGUGAGACGUAGCUCGGGCCUCUCCCCAGCAAGUUCUCACCGGCUCGGGUUCAGACCCAGAAAGGGAGCCAGGAGCGGAGCUCACCAGACCCCGGCAGGCAGGACUCCGGGGCUGCGGAGCGCUCCCGCUUGUCGGAUGCUUGGAGUCCCUGCGACUACAGGCGCAACAGGACUCCAGCUUGCCAGGGGUGCCAGGAGGCUCCAGGGUCUCUGGUUCCUCGAGUCCAGCGCAGCGAGCCUCAGAGACCGGGGGACUGCGACGGAACAAGAUCAAUAAUCGAAAUCAUUGCAGCUUCCAGCUACAGAAAUGGGCAGCAAAACCUUGCCAGCACCGGUGCCCAUCCACCCGUCCUUGCAGCUCACCAAUUACUCAUUCCUUCAGGCAGUGAAUGGCCUGCCUACCGUCCCUUCGGACCACCUGCCCAACCUGUAUGGUUUCAGUGCUCUGCAUGCUGUGCAUCUGCACCAAUGGACGCUGGGCUACCCAGCCAUGCACUUGCCACGUUCCUCUUUUUCUAAAGUGCCAGGUGCGGUGUCCAGCCUGAUGGACGCUCGCUUCCAGUUGCCCGCCUUUCCCUGGUUUCCUCAUGUCAUCCACCCUAAGCCAGAGAUCACCGCCGGAGGCAGCGGUGCCGCGCUUAAGACCAAGCCGCGCUUUGAUUUCGCUAACCUGGCCUUGGCUGCCACACAAGAAGAUCCCUCCAAGCUCGGCCGAGGGGAGGGUCCUGGUUCUCCAGCUGGUGGGCUGGGUGCCCUCCUGGAUGUGACCAAGCUAUCCCCAGAAAAGAAGCCCACGAGGGGACGCCUGCCUUCCAAGACUAAGAAGGAAUUCGUUUGCAAGUUCUGUGGCCGUCACUUCACUAAGUCCUAUAACCUACUCAUCCACGAGCGGACGCACACGGAUGAACGGCCUUACACCUGUGACAUCUGCCAUAAAGCCUUCCGGAGGCAAGACCACCUACGGGAUCACAGAUAUAUUCACUCCAAAGAGAAGCCUUUCAAGUGUCAAGAGUGUGGGAAAGGAUUCUGCCAGUCCCGGACUCUCGCUGUCCACAAGACGCUACACUCACAAGUGAAGGAGCUCAAAACCUCCAAGAUCAAAUGCUAAAUAAACACAGCCUGCCGGGCACCAGGACCCUGGGACGCGCUGCUGCCUCCUUUUCCAGAGGGACCCAAGCUGAAGGCGACUCUGCGGGCAGCGGGAGGGGCUUUUGGGAUCUUUCUUCCACUCCAACACCGUCCCCUGGGUCCCUAGCACUUGCGGCGUUCCAGAGCCUUGCCCGGGGCCAUGACUCCUACAGCCUGGGCGGCUCCCCCAGGACGCGGCUAAACUCUUGGCCAAAAGGCGGAACUCAACUCACGUGGCGGAAGGGAAACUACAUUAAUAGAAAAAAAAAAAAAAAAAAAAGAUCGAAAACUCCGCCGAGCCACAGUGGCGCCUCUCCCAGAAGUAUUACUUUUUCUAUUGUUAUUUUAUACGUUUUCUUUAUUUUUUUUCCCCUUUGACCAUAUAAGCUUGUAAAGUCUUGACUGCGGAGAGGGGAAAGAAAAGAUUUGCGCGCCCUGGCAAUUUCCAGUCCCUCCCCCUUCCCCAGCCCCACAUCGGGGAGCCUGCGAAAGUGUAAUCCUUGUAUCUGCUUCUGCCACCGGGUCCCAGGGGCCGCUGGCUCCGCGCGACUCCCGGGCGCUCGGGCUGCACCGCUGACCUCUAGCUCCAGGCGCGGAAACAGGGCUGAGGACCAGGUGCCCGGGGAUGUCCGGGCUCGGACCUCGGCUCCCCCGCUCCAUCGCUGCGGGCGUGUGAGCCGCCGGCCAGGAGCCGGGCGUUGUAUUGCGACUGGCACUUUAUGCUGACCAUCGGUAACGGACAUUUAUCACUGGAGUUUUUUUUUUAAACUAUUAAAUAAACGGUUAUUUUACAGGCA